Messenger RNA from Chenopodium quinoa (quinoa), 2793 nucleotides. Its product is annotated as microtubule-associated protein 70-2-like. Gene Ontology annotation, biological process: cytoskeleton organization. NCBI's taxonomy places the organism in Eukaryota, Viridiplantae, Streptophyta, Magnoliopsida, Caryophyllales, Amaranthaceae. Gene Ontology annotation, molecular function: microtubule binding. Bases 593 to 2371 code for a protein of 592 amino acids. The record is from RefSeq and is a predicted model, not a curated record. The transcript has 11 exons.
AACACCUGGAAUACAAGGGAAGGAAGAAAGCAGGGGCAUGAGAACAGAACAUCCAUCACGUGUUCACAAUCACAUAAAUCAGAUCCUGCUAUUCAUUCUUUCAAACGUGGACCAACUUUAUACAAAUACCCUUCAAAUUAUUAACCAAUCAAUUAAUUAUUCCAUUUAAUUAAUCAAUAAUUAAUCCCCUUAAUUUAAUCAUCCUUGUUAAAUCCCCGCCUAAAUCCUGUAUAUACCUUUCAAAAUCAAAAUCCACCAAAUUAAAAAAAAAAUUCAAAAAAAUAAAUAAAAUUCCAGCCAAAAAGGCAAAAAGCACAUUCCAUAAAAUCAUAAAUUAAUUUUUUAAAAAAUCAUUCCCCAUAUUCACUCUUCCCUCCCCUUCAUUUUCUCUCUUCACACUUACUUUCUCUCUCCUCUGUUUUUUUGAAAUUCAUUCAAUCAAUUUUUUUUUGAGCUACUUGUUAUUAUUAUUACUAGUACUAAGUAGUAAAUUUGAAGAAAGAUUUGAUUUUUUACUUUUUUUUUUUUAAUCUUUGUUGGUUGAAUUUGGGAGUGUAAAUCGGAAUCUGAGCAGAUCUCGCCGGAAAAAUCAAUGGCGAACGGUGAAGCAACGGCGGCGCCGGCGAAGUUAACGACGUCGGCUUCGUUUAAGUACCGGAAAAAGAGCGGCGGACAUUCGAGAGUAAAUUCGGGUGUUGAAGAUGUUGUUCAUUUGUUGCACGGUUCUGAUCCUGUUCGCGUUGAGCUCACUCGCCUUGAGAAUGAAGUUCGAGAGAAGGAUAGAGAAUUAGGAGAAGCUCAUGCAGAAAUCAAGGGAUUAAAACAUUCAGAACGCCUUAAAGAAAAGGCAGUCGAAGAGCUUAGUGAAGAGCUUCAAAAGGUGGAUGGGAAGUUAAAAACUACUGAGGCUAAUCUGGAAAGCAAGAAUCUUGAAAUUAAAAAGAUAAAUGAAGAGAAGAAAGCAGCUCUUGCUGCACAAUUUGCUGCCGAAGCCACUCUUAGACGCGUACAUGCUGCUCAAAAGGAUGAUGACAUGCCACCAAUAGAGGCCAUUAUUGCUCCGCUAGAGGCGGAACUAAAGUUGUCAAAGCAGGAGAUUGCAAAAUUGCAGGAUGACAACAGGGCAUUGGACCGUCUUACAAAAUCCAAGGAAGCUGCAUUAUUGGAGGCAGAGAAAACUGUUCAGAUGGCUAUGGCAAAAGCAUCCAUGGUUGACGAUUUGCAGAACAAAAACCAGGAGUUGAUGAAGCAGAUUGAAAUCUGUCAGGAGGAGAACAAAAUUCUGGACAAAAUGCAUCGUCAAAAGGUAGCAGAAGUUGAAAAAUUAACACAAACAGUUAGGGAGCUUGAGGAAGCAGUGUUGGCUGGUGGAGCAGCUGCCAAUGCUGUGCGUGAUUACCAACGUAAAGUGCAGGAGAUGAAUGAGGAGAAGAAAACCCUAGACAGAGAGCUUGCUCGUGCAAAAGUAAACGCUAAUAGGGUUGCUACUGUUGUGGCAAAUGAAUGGAAAGAUGGCAAUGACAAAGUAAUGCCUGUAAAGCAAUGGCUAGAAGAGAGAAAAUAUUAUCAGGGAGAAAUGCAACAACUUAAGGAUAAGCUUGCUGUUGCCGAGCGUACAGCAAAAGCAGAAGCACAAUUAAAAGAGAAAUACCAAUUAAGAUUUAAGGUUUUAGAAGAAAGAUUGAGAGGAUCUGCAAGUGCCAACUCUUCUCGUGUCACCCCAGAAAGAAGAAGCAUAAGCAGUGGUCGAACACGACGUCAAUCUCUCGGAGGAGUAGAGAAUUUUUCAAGGGUGGCUUCUAAUGGAUAUUUAUCAAAAAGAACAACAAAUUCACCAUCCGGGACUCUACGAUCUAAUAGUGUAAUUGCAUUGCUAAAGAAUGCCAAGAAUCCGUCACAAUCAUUUGAUGGCAGUGAUAAAUCUCAAGAAGGAGCUAAGCCAUGUCCAAUGAUGCCAAGCACAACUUCUAAUGGUAUUGACAAGACUCACAAUGGCUCCCAAAGAGAGGAUGAUCACAAGAAUCUAGUUGAAAAAACAAAAACAGAUUGUGAUGACUAUGUCUCUGGGGCAUUGUAUGAUAUGUUACAAAAGGAAGUUGUUACUCUCAGGAAAUCUUGUAAUGAGAAAGCUCAGAGCCUCAAGGAUAAGGAUGACGCUAUUGAGAUGUUAUCAAAGAAGGUUGAGACUCUGAACAAGGCGAUGGAAGUUGAAGCGAAGAAAAUGAGAAGAGAAGUAGCAGCGAUGGAAAAGGAAGUUGCUUCAAUGCGUACUAACAAGGAGAACGAUCAAAGGAACCGGAGAAUGAGUAUGGCUAGAGGGGUUGUCAAUGGUUCUCAGCCACAUUCUGCAAGGAACAUUCGGCAUAUGUAGGAAAUGAUCCUUGCAAGGUAAAAUUACACUCGUUAAGGAUUCAGUCCUUGAACUCUAGGAUGAUAGGGCUUUAUUUCACAGAUUUCUCCCUCCACAACUCGCUUUCUUCUGACAUUCCCGCUUCCUUUUCAAGAGGCUUCCCCGGUCUGCUAUUCAUUUGUAAAGAGCUGACUUCUAGAUUGGUCCACGGAGAAUUACAUCAAUCGUGUAUAUUUUUGUAUUAACAACAUGAGUGUGAAUCUAUGUGAAAGUAGUGGUGUGUAUUAGGUUUUUGUGGUCAUCUUUCAAUUAUAUUUGAUUUUGAAGGAUUGCUGAUAUUCUGUAAAAGGGCAUGGUUGCAUACCCCAGUUGCUACUCUUGAAGUACGGGUGAAAGCUACUUUGACUUCAUAACUAGUUAUGGAUUAUAGAUUUUUUCUGAAA